Messenger RNA from Zingiber officinale, 3080 nucleotides. Its product is annotated as RING-H2 finger protein ATL58-like. NCBI's taxonomy places the organism in Eukaryota, Viridiplantae, Streptophyta, Magnoliopsida, Zingiberales, Zingiberaceae. Gene Ontology annotation, molecular function: transferase activity. Gene Ontology annotation, biological process: protein ubiquitination. The record is from RefSeq and is a predicted model, not a curated record. Bases 224 to 949 code for a protein of 241 amino acids. The transcript is spliced from 3 exons.
UCUCGUCCUAGUCCACAUCUCUCUCCACAGGGCAGAAGCGGUAGACGCACCUCCCUUGUUCUCUUCUAUUCAGAUCCAUGACGCACUCUGCUCGAUCCGCUUCUCGCUUCCAUGAAUCUACCUCACAAAAUCUUCUUCUUCCAUGAAUCCUCCUCAUCUUCGCAUGGCAUCCUCUCCCAAGGAUUUGGCCCCUGUUAGUUUAUAAAUUGCUAGCCAGGGCUGCAUGCUUUUGGAUUUCUUCUCCAGUCAACGGGUUGGGCUGGCGAUGUCUUGUGGCUCCUCAGACCCCUCCGCAUACUGCUCGUCUGCUUCUCCUGAGCUGAAGCUGUACCAGGCUUUUAUCUUUUCGGUGCCGGUCUUCUUCACCUUCGUCCUCCUGCUUUUGUUCUAUCUCUUCUACUUGCAGCGCCGCCGGGCGCAUUGGCAGUCCCUCAGAUUGAGGGACGCUCAGCUCAGUCGAGGAGACACACCGAGACGUCAGGAGUCAGGCAUAAAGAAGGAGCUGAGGGAGAUGCUUCCGGUGGUUGUGUUCAAAGAGAGCUUCUUGAUCAGAGAGACGCAAUGCUCUGUGUGCCUGGGGGACUAUCAGUCAGAUGAUCGCCUUCAGAGAAUACCUCAUUGUGGUCAUACCUUUCAUGUGGAUUGCAUCGAUCAUUGGCUUGCAUUCAACACCACAUGUCCUCUCUGUCGAGUCUCGCUGCUUCCUACAACCAAAUUCACAUCUAGCAGCUUGGAUCACACGGUCCUACCAACUGAACGUGGGGUCUUCGACCCACAACCUUCAGAGAGGCUGACUUAUACAAGAUUUGUUAGCACCGAAAAUGAGGAAUAUGAUGCACAAAGAUAUCGUGUUGACGAACUUGGAGGUGACUGGAGAGAGGUUGAACAACAUACAAAUGUUCAGCAAGGAUCAGUGGCAAUUGUAAUUGAGGCCCAUAGCGGUGUCUGAGGGAAGUACUAGUGACCAGUCUUCCACGAAAGUUUUUUCAAACAAUGCGGCAUCUCAGGAUUUAUGGGCAAGUUCAAUUAUCAUGUUUUCGCUAGUAGAGUAUGAUCUGAGAAGUUGUUUGGGCAACAUUAGCUUGGAGUUUAUGGAGUGAUGUAAUUUAAGAUACCACAUACAGAAAACAUAUAAUUGUUUAAGCCAUGCUGUCCAGGGGUUUUGUUGUCAUGCACGCACACACAUAUAUGAUACCAAAUGCCCUCUUGUGCUUACUGGAAGAACAUCUGUGCUUUCAUCGUGGUGUACUAGUUGAAUCAUCUGUCACCAGAGCAACACUGCCAUUGUCAUCUUACUAUUAUGGACACUAAUCUUGUCUGGUACUUCCAACUACUAGAAAAAAGCUGAAAAUUCUGACAGUGUCAUGGUGAGGCUGUUUCAGAAUUGAACUGGGUCUAUAUGGAAAUCAGGCUUAAACAAGCUAAUAUCAAGAACUGGAAGUUCCAGUCUAUAAUCAUAAGUCCAUCCAUAACAUGACUGACUUGUAUAACUUUCUCAGCAGGUCUGGAGGAGCUUGUGUUGUGUCAAGGGCACACUUUAUGUUGAGGUUAACAAGCAUUCUAAGAGAAUGUCAGUCCAACAACAUUCUGAUGAGAAGGAAGACUAUUGAGAGAAGGUGACAAGGAGUCCCAAAGGCAAUGAUUUUCUUAUCAGAAGUCAAGGAUGCUAAAAUUCAAGGAGAUGCCUGUAGCACCUAAUGAUGCAGAUGAGUUUAUAUUGUCAUUUCGAGGCUUUUCGACAUAGGACAUCUUAGCAAGACAGUACAAAUUUUCAAAGGCACAUUUCAAAGGCCAGAGGACCCUAGGCAGUUCUGAAACUCAAUUGGUGCCAAUGUUCUAAACUUUAUUUGCCAUGAGCAGUUUAGGUAUGCUAAACUUAGUGAUGACAUUAAUUUAGCUAUAGAUGUCUUAAUUUAAUUUGCUUUGUUAUCUUCCAGGAUGGUUCUAUGGCUACCCACUUAGAGUAGUGGCCAGAUACCACAAGUAGAAAUCUUCCCUUAAGAGACAGGUAUCAAGAUGUCCUAUUCCAUUAGUAGAAGGACCAAACUCUCCAUAAGGGGAUAACUCCACAACUAGUUUCCAGACUACUUUUGUAAAUUUCUGAUAGCAUUUGCACUUCUUCACAAAAUUAAGUUCUUGGCCCUCGUAGUUUGCUAUAAGUAUCCUUGAAUACAUUUCAAAUGAUAGGUUCUGGCUUCAAUGUGUUAGCCACAAAUUCCAUGUAUCGACCUCAACAUUAGUAAUGCUUCAUAGGGUGAAGGCACCUUAGAUAUAACAUUGAGAAUGACCUUUUUUAUAGUGCUUCAUUGAUUAAGUUGUACUAGGUGGACAAAAUUGGGAGAGCCUUAUAAUAGCAUUGUCUCUUAUAUAUCCUUCUUCGACGACUCCUAGACACAAUUGAUGAACUAAUCCAUUCAACAUCAGCAUUUACCCGGUAAUUUUGAUUUGAAUGUCUUCGAUGAGCACCUCCUUCAAGUUAUCUCCAACACCCAUGGCAUCUAUUUUUGAAAUUGCAUUGGUCUUCAUAUUAUCUAAUAUCAAUAUCUGCUCUAUGCCUAAUGUACUGAAAAUGUUUUCUUAGGGCUCUCCUUUUAUAGGUAGGGUAUCAUAUGUCUACCUCAGUCCUCAGCCUCGAACUUCCUAACACCAUCUACCACCCAUUGUGAAUCACUGAAGAUUGCGCGCGUUUGAUUGACUUUCAUUGUUGGUGACUACGAAUUGAAAUAUGAAGAAAUUUUCAGCGCACGCACCUCUCCGAUAAGCAAUACCUAUCUGGUAGAUCCUACUUGUCUUGUUAAGGUGCCAUCUAUAUAAAAGACUCAGUUUUGCCACUGCUUGGACUCCUCAGGAGGCAAAGUGUAAGUGAUAGAUCUCAAAAGAUAAUCAGAUUGUAAUGAAAUCAUUGUAAAUUUCAUAAUGCUUUUGAGAGAGGACAUCAUUUUUUGCAGUAAGAUCGAUGCAUGUAUAUUUUCGUCGUGAUAGCAAUAGGUGGCCUCAUGCCUAUAAGCAUGUUAAUGUCUAGUUAAGUGUUGGAGAAACGAAGUUCCAAAGUGAUUGGAUUCGAUGGGGUUGUUUUGAUG